UUUCCUGUCUUUGGACAUCUCAAGAUGCCUGAGCCAGCGAAGUCCGCUCCUGCUCCCAAAAAGGGCUCUAAGAAGGCCGUCACCAAGGCGCAGAAGAAGGACGGCAAGAAACGCAAGCGCAGCCGCAAGGAGAGCUACUCGGUGUACGUGUACAAGGUGCUGAAGCAGGUCCACCCGGACACGGGCAUCUCGUCCAAGGCCAUGGGCAUCAUGAACUCGUUCGUGAACGACAUCUUCGAGCGCAUCGCGGGCGAGGCGUCGCGCCUGGCGCACUACAACAAGCGCUCGACCAUCACGUCUCGGGAGAUCCAGACGGCCGUGCGCCUGCUGCUGCCGGGGGAGCUGGCCAAGCACGCCGUGUCCGAGGGCACCAAGGCCGUCACCAAGUACACCAGCUCCAAAUAAACCUGCCAAGAGAAGCAGCCAUUAGACAUAUCUUUUCUAUGCUGGACUCUGUUUCAUCUCACAAAUGAAAUGAUGAAAAUGGAUGAUAUUAGAAGAAGAUAAGCAACCAGUAUUUUAAUAUUAAAACAUUAGUUUUUUUCCUCCAAGUAUAAAAAUAUUAAGUGUUUAUUGUUGAAAUCUGUGAAAAACAGAAAUGUACAACAAAGAAUAUUUUUCCUGGUAUCUCCUGUUCUUUUUACAUAUAUGUGAGGUAAUUACCUAUAUAAAUAUGAAUAUAUGAUCUACAUGUAAUAAAUAAAUACAAUGUAUAAUACAAAUGUGUGUUGUGAUAUAAAUAAACAUAGUUUUUUAUAGCUUCAGUUAAAAUCAA
This is a messenger RNA of Dipodomys spectabilis (banner-tailed kangaroo rat), 775 nucleotides long. RefSeq names its product histone H2B type 1-C/E/F/G/I. The coding region runs from base 25 to 405 and encodes 126 amino acids. Lineage: Eukaryota; Metazoa; Chordata; Mammalia; Rodentia; Heteromyidae. The record is from RefSeq and is a predicted model, not a curated record. The transcript is spliced from 2 exons. Gene Ontology annotation, cellular component: nucleosome. Gene Ontology annotation, molecular function: DNA binding; structural constituent of chromatin; protein heterodimerization activity.